GAUCAGCGAAUUCUCACCGACUUCCGUUCCUCUUAGUCGUCGGCGAAUACGUUCGUCGUACUCGACGAACCGAAUAACGCGGCCGUCUAUUUUCGUUUAUCUCGAAGAAGCAGCUCCGUCUACCGCGACGCUUCUUGUCUCAGCCGAGGUAAGAAAAAGUCGUUCGCGGAGCAACCAACUGUACACAUCUUGUGUGACGGAAUAUUCGACGCAGAACAAUUAUUGACAUGCAACAAUAGUUGACCUUUCGGGAAAAAAAAUGAAUAUAGAAGAAAGAAGACUCAAAUGUCGGCUCUACUAGAUGUAUGUGGAAAUGAUACUGGCUCGCCAUCGAUAUCGAAGGCUGACGACAAUCUGUCAAACAGUGACGGGCCGUUGAUCAAGGGUCUUAUCCGACAAAAUAGUUGCAGCAGCAUGCGUGCGAGGUCAAUUGGUUCAUAUGGGAUGUCUUCGACGUACGAGAAACCCAUGAAGAAGCGUUACUGUCUUUGGAUGUUGACUUUGGUUUUGGCGAUAAUUGGUCUGUGCAAUCUCUUUCUGAACAUUACCGUAAUCGCGGUUUUGCGUAUAAGUCAGGGAAUGGAAGCUAUGGAAGUAAUUCCAGAUGAGAAUCUUGUCAAGUUCUACGGUAGAACCGAUCUUGACAAGAUAUUUCUGCAGUCGGGCGUCUGUCAGAGUUACGGCGACGAGCCGAUGGAGAUAUCUGGCGACGAGGCCGGAGUGCGCGUUGACGUGAAGAGUCACGUACAUGAGAUACACUCCAAACUGGACGUCCUGCCAAACGGCACUGUCGUGUCGCUGAUGGAAUCGUUCGAGAUAAAGGAUCCACGUACCGGCGUGACGUACUUCACCACCGACUUCCCGAACUUCGGUUUGCCGAACGGCGUCGAGACGAUUAACGUGAAAAUCGCGGAAACGCACAGAAUCACGUCGCCGGUCAACGAGAGCUUAAAUGUCAAGUCUGACAAUCAGAUCUCGUUGCACGGCGCGGAAGGUGUGCGGAUCGAGAGCAAGGAUAUUAUGUGGGACGCUCACUUGGACAUGAUUCUCAAGAGCGUAAAUGGCAGUAUCGUUCUAGAUACCAAGGACGGCGUUACUAUCGACUUGAAGAAUAUUCCGGUGGCGCCGAUGUUUCUCCCGAGUCCGACGGGAACUCACGAGCAGUACAAAGUGUGCGUGUGCAUGCCGCAAGGAAAGCUUUUCAAAGUGCCGGUUCGACCAGGCACCAGCUCUCGCACGGUUAAUUGCGCGCGGGUCGCCAGGACUCCAGAAAAUGAUCCUUGUUUGCACUAGGUUCUAAGAGGAGACCGCGAUGUCUUGUAAAAUCUCCCUCGCGUGAAUCAAGUUAUAUAUCACUGCCAAGUGGUGAAAGAAACUUCAGAGAGUUCAAAUUAUAGUAAUCAUAUCAGGGCCUAAUUGGUAAACAGAUGCUCGAUACAAAACAAUAAAUGAUCCGAAACAAGUUAUACACAAAUGUCAUUCAAAUGCGGCUAUUGAUAUUCGCAAGUAUCUCUCUA
Pseudomyrmex gracilis is the source of this 1517-nucleotide messenger RNA. RefSeq names its product beta-sarcoglycan (gene Scgbeta). The record is from RefSeq and is a predicted model, not a curated record. The coding region runs from base 286 to 1293 and encodes 335 amino acids. The transcript is spliced from 4 exons. Gene Ontology annotation, biological process: muscle organ development. NCBI's taxonomy places the organism in Eukaryota, Metazoa, Arthropoda, Insecta, Hymenoptera, Formicidae. Gene Ontology annotation, cellular component: sarcoglycan complex; sarcolemma.